Molecule: messenger RNA, 315 nt
Organism: Plasmodium inui San Antonio 1
Lineage: Eukaryota; Apicomplexa; Aconoidasida; Haemosporida; Plasmodiidae
Exons: 2
Coding region: 1-315 (104 amino acids)
Source: RefSeq, a predicted model, not a curated record
AUGAAUACCAGAGGAAGAGUAAAAAUUACAGGUCAGGAAAUGAGAAUAGAAGGAAUGCCUAGCGGCCAGACCCGGAGUAGUCAACUCAAAAGCAGCAUAAGAUUCCUUAGGGGCGGCAAAUCCCAGGACUCAAAGGGAACCGGUGAAAAGUCAUUUCCUGGCCAAGUAGUAAUUGAUAACCCACCAGUGACUGAGGAUGACCUCAACUACACCGACCAAUACCCGGCAAAUGGCAAGGAAUAUCUCAAAAACAGUUUCCUGAGGAAGGAGCCUAAAUAUAAGACGAGGAACGACGCAAGGAUACAGACAGCAUGA